Molecule: messenger RNA, 2819 nt
Organism: Capsicum annuum
Lineage: Eukaryota; Viridiplantae; Streptophyta; Magnoliopsida; Solanales; Solanaceae
Exons: 7
Coding region: 291-2330 (679 amino acids)
Source: RefSeq, a predicted model, not a curated record
CAAGAAGUAAGAAAGGAUUUCGGCCCAACCCAAUUUUCUAACGGGCUGGAUAAACAGAAAAUAAAUAGAUCCAAAUUCGAACUCGACCCGGUCUCACUUCUCCCCCUACGUUCCCGCCGCGCGCCGCCGCUCUCUUCCUCUUACUGCCGCGAUAACUCUUCCUCCGACGGAAUCUAACUAAAUAGGAUAAUAUGGAAGCCUACGUAGAGGAUUGUAAAGAUUUGGUAUCUCAAUUGAAGAAGCAAGAUAAAGAACUUAGGCUCAAGAGAAGUUAAUUUUGCAGGUGGUUAAUGAACUUGCAUUUGUCCGAAAGAGAGCAAAAAAAGAUGGAAAGACUCAAACCUCCUGGUGAUAUGAGUUUACCUGAAUCAUUGCUUAGAGAAAAUGAUUUACAUUAUGAGAACAUUCGAACUUCUGUUGCAAAGGCAUUUGGAGUGCAUAAGGGUGAAAGGGCAUGUUAUGGUGCGCCAGCCACAUUGCUCUCCAAUUCAGCCGAGAAUUUGAGAGGCAUAUAUUCCAUGCUUAAUAAGAUGAACAACAAGGGGUUAUGCUGUGUUGCAGAGACUUUAACUGGCGGCUCAAUUACUUUUGAGAAAACCAAUUGGCUAAUGAGUUGGAUAAUCAAGCAUUUUCCUCCCAAAAUACUCCAUAAGCAUGAUGAUUCCAGUCAAAGUCUAAUUAAACAAAUGUCUCAACACCUCAAAGAUCCUCAAAACUUGCGUGUUAAUCAUGGGGCUUCUUGUUCUACCUUAGAAUCCUUUCUCAAUUCUGCUAUUUAUGUUCUGGAUAGACUUAAGGAGUUGUCUCUUCUAACUUUGAGUAAAAUGCAUAGGAAUCUGAGGGAUCUCCCGGGUUACAUCCCCAUUUUUAUGCAGUCUCCUAGAAUAUCUUGGAAUAUUGAAAGGUUAGUUGAUCAAAUUAGGAGAACUUCAUUAGAAAUGCUAGCAGACUAUGAAGAAGGGGAUGAACCACCAGAACCCCUGGCUAAGGCUUUGUCCGUUGCAGCCUUAAUGCUAAAACCAGAACUUGAUUAUUGUCCCUUUCAGAUGGUUUUCCAUAAACUUUCACCAAAUGUAGAAGCAUUGCAGAAUGAUAUAGCAAAAGCAAUCAGGAUUCUAGAUGAUAAAAAAUUAGUAUGUUUUGCAGAGCUGGGAAAUUUGCCUCUUGUGCUGGAUUCUAAGGCUAAAGCUGCCAAAAAAAGUGUUCGUUUGCGUGUGCAAUUGAAGAAACUGUUGACUGAAUAUCUUCUCGAAUGCAGCGACUUGCAGUCAAUCCCUGAAAGUUUACUAGAAAGUCUAGCAAUUAUUAACAAAACAUAUAGGCAUGCACGUAGUAAAACCUACUCAAAGAAGGAGGUAGAGGAAGAAAUAGAAUGUGUGCUGACUAUUAGUGCUCAGAUAAAACAAAUUGUUUUGGAUUUACUCGUCAAAUGUGAUGUCAGUGAAGAUUUUGCAAAUGCUUACAUGGUGAAAGCAGAGGAAAGUUAUUAUGAAGGUGGUGAUGAAGAUGAGCAUCUUUCUGAUCUUCAUCAAAAUAGCAGGUCUGAUCCUAAUGUCUCAUACAGCCAAGCAGAAAGUGUCGGUGAGAUAAACGAAAGUGAUUUCAAGUCUCCAAUCACUGCUUGCCAAGAUAUUGGUUUAUCCUCUCUGUUUUCACCCAAACUCAAAUCGAGUGUCAAAAUCGAGUCACUGUAUACCGAUGAAGUAGAUUCAGUUCAUUCCAAUUGGUUUGACAAUUCCUCGGCAUUCUUAGAAUCAAAAGCUUCUGAAGGCGCAAAGAGUAUGAGUGGUAAAGAUGAUCAUUUAAGAAGCAUAGGCCUACAAGAAGGAAGAGAUUCAUGCUCACCUAUGCCAACCAGAGAUCAAAAUAGUUUUGCUACACACUUCUCACCUGAUAAAGGUUCAGGCAGGAAUCAUAUGAAGGAAAAAACAACUGCCGGUGACCUGGGAUGCACACCGCCAAAAUUUACAUCGAUAGAGUGUUCCGAAGAAAAAAACGUAUCACUUCACAGACAAAAAUUGAUUAGAAAUCAGUAUCUUCUUAUCCAGGAAGGUUCUGAUGAAACAAGUAUGGUUGCUUAUAGUCUUGUCGGCUGUAUGUUGAAUAAGUUUGCUCAGUUGGAUGGGUUACGCUUAUCUGAGGAUGAUGUAUCAUAUCUCCAAGUCCAAGGCAAUACUUCAAAUCCCAAAAAUUUUGAAGUUCCCAAUAACAGGCAAAGCUCUUGUGAUGAGACCACUAACUCUGUUAUGCUCCAUGUUCUUGAAGAGAUAAUUCCUUCUUUUGCAAACAGUAGUAAAGAACAACUGAAGGAGUUGUUGGGUGUGAAGUAGCGUCUGAAGCCUUGGGUUCAUUGAUUGGAGGCUGGUGGGUAGCUCCAGGUCUCAAUCAUAUAGAAGCUUUGCUAAAUUAUAGUCUCAGACGAUAUCUAGCAAGGACCAUGAUUUCGUCGUCAUUUGAAAGAGAUUCAUUUUGUGUAUGAUAUGCUUACAGGUAAGUAUACUUUGAAACUCUUGAAUCAAGUGUGGUCAUGUUUAUAAUUGUUAUUUUACAACUUUUUGUUCUAUUGUAGUGUCACAGUACAUGUUCGGUGUGCACUUGAAAAGACGUUCUAUGAUUCGAAAGAAUGUGAAAUUUUGUCCUGUCCUGGAGUAGAGAGCCUAGUUUUCUUGUUAAGCCCAGUUAUGUAAAUGUUUCUUUUUAUAUUUUUGGCUGUUACUUCUUCAGCUAUUUGAAGUAUUUUUGGCUUUAUUUUUUAAUACACGUCAGAAUUAACAUUGAAAAGAAAACAGUUGAGUGUGACCAUGAGCACUCUUUUGCCA